Messenger RNA from Carassius gibelio (silver crucian carp), 2621 nucleotides. RefSeq lists its product as uncharacterized. Bases 462 to 2012 code for a protein of 516 amino acids. The transcript is spliced from 10 exons. The record is from RefSeq and is a predicted model, not a curated record. NCBI's taxonomy places the organism in Eukaryota, Metazoa, Chordata, Actinopteri, Cypriniformes, Cyprinidae.
CAUAGUUUAUUAAAUCAAUGCAUAGGAACGCACCGCAUUUAACGUUCAGUAACGUUAACGGCGUUGUAACGACGGGAAAAGUAAUUAGUUAGAUUACCGCGUUACUGAAAAAAUAACGUCGCUACCUAACGCCGUUCUUUUAAACGCCGUUAUUCCAAACACUGGUAACAGCUACAAUAGAAGAAAGGAGUGAAGCUGGAGAGAGGAGCUACCAGAGAAACACAAUAACUUUCUCACACAACAACAGACAUGUUAAUGCUAAUGUUAACGGAUAAAGAGUAACAGCUACUAUAGAGGAAAGGAGUGAAGCUGGAGAGAGGAGCUACCAGAGAAACACACUAACCUCCUCACACAACAACAGACAAGUUAAUGCUAAUGCUAACAGACAAAGAGUAACAGUUAUUAUAGAAGAAAGGAGUGAAGCUGGAGAGAGAUUAGAGGCUGCCAGACAGAUUGGAAACAUGCUGCUGAUCAAAGUUAGUUAUCAGAACUGCAAGAAAUUUAUCAGGCUUCAGGAUGGAUUCAUUUUUGAAGACUUUGUUGAUGAAGUCCACUAUAGGUUUGGCUUACCACCUGAGACAAGUUUUCAUAUUUAUGAUGACACUGAAACUGAGAUAGAUGAGGACAUUUUACAAGAUGUGCUCAAUGCGAGACCUGAUACAUCGCUCAUUAUUGUUAAAAGAGAGAAUGAAGAAAUGUUUUCAGAUGCAACAAGCAGCUCUUGGACUGACAUUUUGUCACUUAAUCAUUCAUCAUAUGAACUUGACCAAAUGACAGAACACGUUUACAAGAAAUCUAAGACAAAUGAUGCAGAAGCUGAGGCAAAAGAGAUGGUCCGUAGUGCCCUAAAGCAGACAAGUGGCGGAGAUGCUGUCCUUGCUGAAUACAGUUCCAAAAAUACACUUUCAAGUGAAAUGAGACGACUCCUAGUCAACAUUUUGGUUGGACAUAUGGUGGAAAUGCAUGGGAGAAUUCCUUCAAGAAACCAGAAGGAGAAGUAUGCUCUAGGUGUUGUGACACUUUUUCCAUCACUUAAGGAUCCAUUUUCAAAAAAAGGCCAUGAACAUUUUUAUGAUGCAGACAGUGGGACUGGAUACAUUGCAUGGCGACUUAAGACUGUUCAGAGGAACGCCAAGAAGCGCAAUAAGCCUAGCAUCUCCAAAAGAAGUGAGACUGUUUUGAGUGGACCUUCUAGGAACAGAUGUUCCAGCUCUGAGAAGCAGGAUGAGGAUACUUUAAGAGAGGCAAUUGCCUUUCUUACCCAUUCCACAAAUGAAUCACAAAUCAUACUCAAAAUGAGGGAGACUUUUCACUAUAGGCAUAGGCUUGUUCAUGACCCAAACAAGACGGCAGACGUUCUGAAGACCUUUCCUUCAUUUCUAAACACAAAGGGACUUGUGAAUCAAGACUUCUCACUACUCUUCAGUCCUGAAACAUCGUCAAAGUUGCUUGAAAUGUGGGAUACCACUUUUAAGCCAAAAAUCAUUGAAGAAGCCAUUGGCUUAACUUCAACUGCUGUUGUGCGCUCACUUCUUCUGUCAGCAAAUAACCAGCGAGAUAGUGAACAUUGUCCUGAUUGGGACAGUGACAUGGCAACAUUGCUUUUGCUGCUCCAUCUACUUCCACCAACACCUGGAAAGAAGGUCUCAAAAAUCAGUGCAUCAGAUGCCAUAAACAGGCUUGUGGUUUAUCAGAAGUCUCGUACCAGCCUUGAACAACAUCUUCAGCAACGAGAAGGAAGACACCCAUACCUCCUUGCUGUUGGCAGGAACCGCAACCAGAUUGAGCAAUUCUACAUAGCUCUCGAUAAGAAUCUCAUACCCUGUCAGACGAAUACUUCUCUUGGUGCAUUUGAUGAGCUAUUUAAAGCACACUUUGUUUUUAAUUUAGCGUAUGAUGAGGCACUCCUUCAUUUUUACACUUUCAUUCAGACAACAAUCUACAUGGUUGAUGUAGGGAAAACCAAGGAGUCACCAAGAGUUAAGGAGCUGAGAGCAAAAUUACUGAAUUAACCAUAUAUGUUUUAAAUGCUAAAUAAUAUUUUGUGACUCGGUAGCAACAGUUUGGGUCUGAAUUAUAAUCAAACUUUCUGUCUUGUUAAGAAUACCCUGUUAUUUUUUGGUGAUGUGGUGCCACAAGACAACAGAAACUGGAAUUUGUUGCGAAAAAUCAACGUUGUCUUUUCUCCAGGGAUCUCUGAUGGACUGUAUCUCUUAGAUAUAAGAGCACCACCAGCUUUUUUUUAUUUUUAUUUUGUACACCAAUCAACAUGAAAAAACCUUAACACCAUUUCAUGGUCCAAAACAAAAGUUUUUUUUAAAUGUUAAUGAGUCAAACUGACAGAGUGGACAUUGGAUGUUUUCUAGAAGUUUGGUAAUUUUACCAAGUUUCUUGCCAAGAAACAUCCAAUGUCCACUGUAUGUCAGUUUGACUCAUUAACAAAUAACACAAAGAAUAUGGGCCAAUGUGUUUAAUACUGAAAAUCAAGAUGGUGGUAAAAAAUUGUGAUCACUUAAAAUUCCUGUGCAUACAAAUAUAUGUUCCAUUAAUUAGGUUAGAAUUGUUUCCGUUGAAUACAAAGUUGGGCUAAUUGUAUAUAAUGAGUAAAAGAAUGACAUUUC